Messenger RNA from Paramecium tetraurelia, 1704 nucleotides. RefSeq lists its product as uncharacterized. The record is from RefSeq and is a predicted model, not a curated record. The transcript has 2 exons. Lineage: Eukaryota; Ciliophora; Oligohymenophorea; Peniculida; Parameciidae.
AUGGAUUUUUAAAUUUGCUAAAAUACUCAAAGUCCAGAAAAAUUUCUAUGCUUAAAUGAGGAAUGCUAUUCGGCCGAAAAAAAACACAUACAAUGUUACCAGUGUCUAACUAAAUAGCAUCUAAGCAAGAACAAGGUAGUAAGACAUGUGGACGAUUUCAUAGAGCUAGAAUAAUUUAUAAAUGAAAUAAAAAAAAAACAAACAAGAAGACAAACAUACAUCUAAAUGAUAUUUUAAUAGGCAAUCGACUUUUAGAAGAGUAAAAUUUAGGAAGUUUAAUUGAGCAGAAAUCCUGACUUAAUUAAGAAUGCAACAGAAAAGAUAGAAGGAGACACCACAAAAUUCCUUAGGUCUCUGAGCACUUUAUAUUUGGAUCAAAAGUUCACAUUUCCUUACCAAAACUCAUUUCAUGUGUAAUAUGUAAAAUUUUACUUUGAAAAUGAAAAUAAAUAUUAAGAAGACUCAAAAUCGAAAUUAUCAAUCCUAUUCUCAUAAACUGAGAAGUACAUGCAGACUCUUGAUCUAGACAUUCGUACUACCAUGAAAAGGUCUUAUUAGAAAUUAGAACUGCUGGAAAAAUAAGUCACUUAAUUUAGUAAAUCGUCAUUUUACAAUAAGUUAUAAUUAUUAAUACUCCUAUUAAUAUUGCCAUAUCUAGUGUAUUUGUAAAUCAAUCAACUGGAGAUAAUAAAAUAUUAGAGACAAUAUGAAUAGACAUCUCAAAUAUAAGAGUAUUUAAUAUAAGAAUUAGUCAGUAUUAAGGAUAAAUAUAACAUGCUUGAUAAAAAGAUGGAAUAUUUAAUGAUGAAUGAGACUGAAGAUGUUUUGGCUUUGAAUAAAACCAUAACGGAAGCAGUAGAUGGUGUUUAAAAAUUAAAGCUUCGAUUUGAUGCUUUUAAAUAAAGUUCAACUUCUAAUUUAGAGAAAUUUAGGAUAAAUAUAUAGAAUAGCAUAGAAACUUUACAAAAUAAUAUAACAUAUCUUCAGACUUAGGAAAACAAUUUUGGAAAUUAAAUUUCAUAAAUUUCAUCAAAGAUAAAUGUUCUAUUUUUAAAGAAAGAUGAUAUGAAACAACUAUUGGAGUUAUAGAAGAAGGAGAAAUCUAGAAGAUUAAAGGAGAUAAUAAAUUAGUUGGAAGAGAAACAAGUAAUGAGAAGGAUAAUUCAAUUGAAGAAUUACUUGUAUUCACUUUUGCAUUACAGACAUUUAAUAAAAAUUCAUUUAAAUUUAUCAAAAUCAGAACUCAAAGAUUUUUAAUUGAUUUAUGAAGAAUUAUUUGAUAAGCCAGUGUUAGUUUAUACAAUGAUAUCUAUAUAAUAAAAAGUCUUUAAAAAUGAGGGUGACAAUCCUUUAGUAUGUUUAGGAGGAUUGAGUAUCAAUAGUUUGGAUAGCAUUGAUUUAAUAGCGUGUGACUUCGCUAAUGAUAUUUUUAACCCAACUUUUGAGUCAGAUAAGGCUGUAAAAAGUAGUCAUGGAGAUAUCUACUGGUAUUAAGUAUAGGAAUCUUCAUUUGGAUUUGCACCGAAUGAAAAUAUAAAACUAUUAUAUUGCGAUGAUUACGACGAAGAAAACGAGUACAGAUUAAGUUAUUGGUAUAAUCUGCGAUCAUCUUCAGGUGGACGUAGAUUGGGUAAAUUCACAUUGUUAGAGAAUUCAUAAGAACAUAUGUUGUAAAUAUAUUUAUUGAAGGCUCCAUUUUAAUGA